UCGUGAUCGCCAGUGCUGCCUUGCUUGCCGUGGAGGGAGGACGUGUCACUUCAUCCUCCUGGUCAGUCAGUCUGCUUAGCGUUCUCUAGCCUAGGCCUCAACACCCCGCCCGGUAGGCCUAUACAGUGCCAUUCCCGAGUAUUGAAACUACCAUAGUAAGCACCCACAGGGGAAAAAAAUAUUCACAGCACUUUGUAAUGCACUUGAAAGAGAAAGAGAGAGAGAAAAUAUGGAAAAAUAAAUAAAACAGAAACUGGGGAAGUGAAGUGAGAUUGAAACACGUGAUAGUAAAGCAAGAUUCAACAUCACCACCAGCCCAGGAGUCACCACAUCCCAUCACCACAGGGGUGACUUGAGUGAAUUCUGGACACACACUGAGGGAGGAGAGCAAACAGUGCUUUUAACUUCAAUCAUAACAAUCAAUAAAGCAAGAAACCACCAAGAAUUUAUCAAUACUACAGUGCAAAACAGUGAAAAUUUGUAAAUAUUGAACUGAAUGGAUUGAAAAUGAUGAAACUGAACUAGAAAUUAAUGGAUUUAAUAUAGGAAAAACUAUCAAUGAAUUAAAAGAAUGAACUGCAAAGAAACAGGAACGAAUAGUAGUGAAAGUAUUGACGAUGGAAAAGAAUAAAAACCAUAAUAAAUAAAAGGAAAGUUGCAAUAUCUUAACUGAAUAUUCUUGGUAGUGACAAUUUCUUCGUGGUAAAAUUUCAAAACAUUAUCAAAGAAGUGUGCGAUUAAGCGAAUUUUUCCCCUUAAUUGUAAACAUAUGACACUGCUUUUGAAGUCACCGCAAAACUUAACCAAAAAACCUCCGUAGAAAAGAAAAUAUACGUGAAAAGAGAGAAAAAAAAAAAACCUCGACGUUGAAUAAUUGAAUACCACAAAAUUAGAUCACUUUGAGAAAAAAGAACAUCAAAGCAGAGAAAAUUCAAAUAAACUGCAUAAACAGUGAAUAAAUGACGUGAAACAUGAAAAACUGCACCAUUUGAGAAACCAAGUGACGUAAAAGAAAACGGAAGUGAGAGAAAACGAUGUGAGGGUGAAGCAUUAAGAGAAGGAACUCAAAUAAAAAAAGAACAGUGGCGAAAACGAAGAACCGAGUGAGAUAACACCAGAGAGAGAGAGAGAGAGAGAGAGAGAGAGAGAGAGAGAGAGAGAGAGAGAGUGUGAGGGUCUUCUCUGCACCACCUCCUCACCACGAUGCGCCUUCUCCCUCUCUUCACACUUUCAGAGACUCUUCAGCUUCUCUUCAUCCUCUUCUCUCAAGGCACUCCAGGCUGGGGACAGUACAUGGGAGCAGUUUACUACGGAAGUGGUUUACCCAGGACGCCCCCCGAACCCUCCCCAUCACCUAGGGGGGAGCACCGACCCCUCCCCUGGGAACCCAACUCCCCGGGGCCAAUGUUUGAUCCCUCACCACCCCAAAAUGUAACAGCUCUUAAGGAUGACAUUGCUUAUCUUCACUGCAUCGUGCAUAACAGAGGGAACAAGACGGUAUCUUGGAUCAGAGCCUCGGACCUGCACAUACUGACUGUGGCCCAGUACACCUACACAGCUGACGACAGGUUCGAGGUGAUACACUCUCCUGACUCCAACGCACACUCCUGGACUCUUAAGAUCAAGUCAGUCCAACCAAGAGACUCCGGAAGAUAUGAGUGCCAGAUUAACACUCACCCAACUGACCCAAUCACCUUCCCUGUUGACCUCUCUGUCUUUGUUCCCUCUGCCAAGAUUCUGGGCCUCUCGGAGCGUUACGUGGAUAGAGGCUCGACCAUCAACCUCACCUGUAUCAUCAACUUCAACCCAGAGUCACCCACGGAGAUCUUCUGGUACCACAAUAACAAGGUUAUCAACUACGACAACCGCGACAGUCGUGUUAGCGUCAUCACGGACAGAGGCACCGUCACCAAGACCAUCCUGCUGAUUCACGAUGCCCAUGACGCCGCCACAGGCACCUACUCCUGCGUGCCCUCCCUCUCCGCCACCGCCUCCGUCAGGAUACACAUUCUCAACGGUGAGCACCUCGGAGAGACACCAGCCGCGAUGCAGACCAAUGGUGCCAACGCUGUAUGUGGACCUCAGCGUUGGCAACACUUCUUCGGAGGCGUCCAACCCCUCCUCCUCCUCCUCCUCCUACUAGUUCUCGUUUCCUCUUCCUCCUCCUCCUCCUCCCCCUCCUCCUCCUUUCUCUCCAUUCCGCCAGUGAUGAAAUAAAAUACCACGCUGUUCCUUUGCUUUGUAAAGGACAGAUAGAGUUAAAAGACUUUAUUUCGGUGUCAAGUAAUGUGUGUGUGUGUGUGUGUGUGUGUGUGUGUGUGUGUG
Molecule: messenger RNA, 2325 nt
Organism: Portunus trituberculatus (swimming crab)
Lineage: Eukaryota; Metazoa; Arthropoda; Malacostraca; Decapoda; Portunidae
Product: zwei Ig domain protein zig-8-like
Exons: 7
Coding region: 1204-2217 (337 amino acids)
Biological process (GO): synapse organization
Cellular component (GO): neuron projection membrane
Source: RefSeq, a predicted model, not a curated record